AUGGGUAUGCUUUCAACGGUUGGAGUUGAUCAACAAACUUUGAUGGAUAUUUCAUCAAAUAUGCAAAGGUUAAAAAUGUAUCCAUAUUUUGAUACAGCUCAUUACCUUUUAGCUAUAAUUUCAGUCAGAGAAGAUUUAGGUACUAAUGGAACUUUUUUUUCACGUAAACAUCCAUUAUCAUGUUGGUUAUCAUCAAUGGUUGUUUGUUUUGCCGGUAGUUUUUUAGCAAAUUUUCUUCUUGGUGAACCUGUUAUUGCUCCAUUUAAAAGGCAUGAUGAUAUACUUCUGGCUUCUUUCAUAUGGUACCUUGUAUUUUAUUCACCAUUUGAUAUAGUUUACAAACUCGCAAAAGUCACUCCAAUCAAAAUAUUCUUGUCAAUUUUAAAAGAAACACAACGUGCCUAUAAAGUCUCUCAUGGGGUAACAUAUGCUGCUAAAUUAUAUCCAAAUGCUUACCUUGUUCAUAUUGCUGUUGGUACAGCUAAAGGUGCCGGUGCUGGUAUUAUAAAAGUAUUUGAACAACUUGUUAGAGGUGUUUGGAUGCCUCAACAAAAUGAAAUAUUAAGACCAUCCUUCCAAACUAAAGCAUGUGUAGCAGCAGCAAUUAUUUUUACAUUAAAUAAACAUUCUAUUUAUAUAACAACUUCAUAUGAUUUAAUAUAUCUUGCUAUUGUUGCAUUCUUUGUUUAUUUUAAAUUAAGUUCAAUCUUCCUUAAUGUUCAUGAUGCCUUUGCACCAUUUGAAAAUCUUUUUUGUGCCAUUUUUAUGGGAGGAAUAUGGGACGCGCUUACAAGAGCUCUUGCUGCUAGUCGUGAAAGAAAAGCAGCAAAUGGAAAAGUUGAAAAUAAUAGUAUAACACCAGAAAGUAAAAAAGAACAAUAA
Strongyloides ratti is the source of this 882-nucleotide messenger RNA. Its product is annotated as TRIC channel family-containing protein. The record is from RefSeq and is a predicted model, not a curated record. Gene Ontology annotation, molecular function: identical protein binding; potassium channel activity. Gene Ontology annotation, cellular component: membrane. The transcript is spliced from 3 exons. Gene Ontology annotation, biological process: potassium ion transmembrane transport. NCBI's taxonomy places the organism in Eukaryota, Metazoa, Nematoda, Chromadorea, Rhabditida, Strongyloididae. The coding region runs from base 1 to 882 and encodes 293 amino acids.